Oppiella nova is the source of this 1958-nucleotide messenger RNA. NCBI's taxonomy places the organism in Eukaryota, Metazoa, Arthropoda, Arachnida, Sarcoptiformes, Oppiidae. The record is from the annotation of a GenBank genome assembly.
AAAUGUAUUAUCGGUCACACAAAUGACAAUCAUUUACAACAUAUGCCAUGGAUUUAAGUCUUAAAAUUGGGAUUAACUUUGAAUAAGACAUGGAAUACAAGAGCGGAUCCAUUGCUUACUCGUUGAAGAAAUAUUCAAGUGAUUUGUUCAUUGGUUUAUUGAAUCAAAUCAAUGGUCAAAAAGACUUGAUAUUAAGUCCACAAUUGAUUCCCAUUUUUGAUUUGAUGUUUGGAUUCACUCUUUUGAAAACUCCCUCCACUUCUAAGAAAGUCUGUUUUGUGAUUGAGUCCACUCUAACGGACACUCAGAUGGUGGCCAACGCUAUCAAUGCCGACAAACGAAGAGGUGCUGAAGAUAUUGAGUAUUGGAUUGUAUUUGUUCCCAAAAAGAUCCAAAUCUGUGACGAAUGUCUUGAGAGGGAAGGCGUUUACCAAUACAUCACUCUUUUGAACUAUCCUUUAGGUCUCAUUCCUCUAGACAUCGAUCUCUUCUCAUUAGAGUUUCCGGACUUUUAUGCCAAUAGUUUUUUAUUUGGAGACCAGUGUGGACUCAGUCGCAUAAACCAGAGUUUAAGUCAAUUGCAAGGACUCGUUGGUCUUAUAUCCAGAGCUUAUAUUAAAGGCAAAUACGCGACCAUUGUUUCUGACUAUUUGACUCAAACGUCGUCCGAGUCGGCCAACUCCCUGUCCACCGGAUUUAUUUCAGAUCUAAUUCUCGUGGAUCGCGACGAAGACUAUGUCUCUGUCCUAAUGUCUCAAUUGAAUUAUAUGGGAAUCCAAAUCUGUGACGAAUGUCUUGAGAGGGAAGGCGUUUACCAAUACAUCACUCUUUUGAACUAUCCUUUAGGUCUCAUUCCUCUAGACGUCGAUCUCUUCUCAUUAGAGUUUCCGGACUUUUAUGCCAAUAGUUUUUUAUUUGGAGACCAGUGUGGACUCAGUCGCAUAAACCAGAGUUUAAGUCAAUUGCAAGGACUCGUUGGUCUUAUACCCAGAGCUUAUAUUAAAGGCAAAUACGCGACCAUUGUUUCUGACUAUUUGACUCAAACGUCGUCCGAGUCGGCCAACUCUCUGUCCACCGGAUUUAUUUCAGAUCUAAUUCUCGUCGAUCGCGACGAAGACUAUGUCUCUGUCCUAAUGUCUCAAUUGAAUUAUAUGGGAGAAAAGUGGAAUUUGGUGCCGAAGUAACAAAAAAUAAUGAUAAAACUGGUGCCAAACAUAAUCUCUUAGCUGAUCCAAUCUUCGCCGAUAUAAAAGACAUGUCAUUUUCAUCAGUGUUUUUAAGUCUCAAAGAAAAGGGUCAGAAAAUCAGAGAUAUUUAUAACCGAAGCCAUAAUAUGAAUAUAACUGAUAUGAAGGCAUUUGUGUCAAAUCAAUUGAAAGGAUUACAAAAUCAACACAAAGCACUUGUUUUACACAUCGGCGCCUGUGAGACAAUAAUGGAAAAUAAAAAAGCUGUCAAUUUUCCGGAACAGUUGACUGUUGAACGCAAUCUCAUCGAAGGCGUGGACUCCAAAACGUGUCUUCAGUUUAUUGAAGAGGGAAUUAUUCGACAAUUUGGUCCAAUUGUCUCCUUAAGACUUAUUUGUUUAUAUUCUAUAACUCAAUCAGGAAUUUCAUCUAAAGAUUAUAAGAAUCUACUGAAACUAUAUCUGCAAAGCUAUGGACAUAAACACAUUCUCACGUUUUUUAAUCUCAAAAAAUUGGGUUUAAUUGUCGAGAAUUCAGGACCAAAUGUGUCGAACCUUAACAAUCCUCUGAUGGCCUCAAAUAUGAUGUCAUUCUUGCGCUCAAAUGAAUCAAUUCGUAGGUUUCGACAAACGGUUAAGAAAUUAAAUUUAAUUCCACAAAUAACUGGAGACUAUUAUGACGUCCGCAACCCUAAGGACUGCGCCUAUGUUUUUGGCGGCGCUUUCAUUCCAGUCAUCACUCGGUUCACUGAAUUAGUGUCCGAUUCCAAGA